Cladophialophora psammophila CBS 110553 is the source of this 1590-nucleotide messenger RNA. RefSeq lists its product as uncharacterized. Gene Ontology annotation, molecular function: snoRNA binding. NCBI's taxonomy places the organism in Eukaryota, Fungi, Ascomycota, Eurotiomycetes, Chaetothyriales, Herpotrichiellaceae. Gene Ontology annotation, cellular component: preribosome, small subunit precursor; cytoplasm; nucleolus. The coding region runs from base 1 to 1590 and encodes 529 amino acids. Gene Ontology annotation, biological process: rRNA processing. The record is from RefSeq and is a predicted model, not a curated record. The transcript has a single exon.
AUGUCCAAAUCAGCUACAACUCGCCGACAUGUUCCUCUCGAAGACGACAUCACUGCCUCUGGUGGUAGACUUCGAACCAAAUCAAUCACGGGAAAGAGGAAGUCAAGGUCGGAUGAACACACACAAGGCGACGGCUACGUUGAUUCUCGAUCCUCGCGAAAGAUUCUAGCAAUAUCUCAAGACCUUGCAGAUGAAGACGCAGCAGAAAGUCGGGCAACCGGCUCAAAUUUCACAUCCCCCACGAAUGGGGCAUUCGGCUUCGACUCCAGGUUUGCUGGAGACGACGAGGAAGAGAACGGAAAAGCGGAAGUGCAGAAUCGGUUUGAUGACGAGGAGGAAUGGAUACCGGAAGACGACGACGCAGUAGCUCCCGAAGACGACAUGGAUCCGGAGGAGAUGGCGGUAUACAAAAGGUUCCUUCAAGACGGCGAAGAACUGGCCGACUUUGCACCAUCAAUAGCAAGUCUAACCACGGGAGACAAAUUGGUAUCAAAUGAGAGGCACAGAAAGCAGCCACCACGAGCUGAUGGGGAAGCGGAGGAAGAAGAGGAAGGCGAAGGUCCAUCGACGAAUCUUGCGGACCUGAUUCUGCAACGUAUCGCUGAGAAAGAGGCGUUGGAAGCACCUCGCUCCGCUGAACAGCCCCAACCAUUCAUAGGCGGCGGCCCCAUGGAAGAUGCUGUGGAAAUUCCCAUGAAAGUCGUCGACACAUUUACAAAGGUCGCCCAACUCUUGUCGCGGUACAAAUCCGGUCCUCUUCCUAAACCUUUCAAAGUCCUCCCAACCCUGCCACAAUGGCCAGAUCUUCUCUCCAUCACCAGACCGGAGAAUUGGACUCCACACGCUGUCUACCGCGCGACAAAGAUUUUCAUCUCGGCCCCGGCGGCCACGGGACAGCACUUUUGCGAAACUGUCCUCCUCGACCGCGUAAGAGAGGACAUUCAAGAAACCAAGAAACUCAAUGUCCAUCUCUACAAUGCCCUCAAAGCUGCCUUUUAUCGACCUUCUGCAUUCUUCAAGGGGUUCUUGUUUCCGCUGGUCCAGUCAGGUUGUACGCUGCGUGAGGCGCACAUCAUCUCGUCCGUGCUGGCCAAGAUAAAGAUCCCUGUGCUCCAUUCUGCCGCCGCGCUGUUGCGGCUGUGCGAGAUCUCGGCUGAACAAACAGCAAACGUGAAUAGCGAAGCCGCCGGUGCCGCGAACAUUUUCAUCCGCGUCUUGCUUGCGAAGAAAUAUGCGCUGCCAUAUAAAGUUGUGGACGGCCUAGUGUUUCACUUCCUGCGAUUUAGAGCCUCAAGAGGACAGGAUCAAGAGGCGUUGGGAUCCAAAGAAGCCAAAUUGCCCGUUUUGUGGCAUCAGAGCCUCUUGAUAUUUGCGCAGACAUAUCGGAAUGAAAUUACGGAGGAUCAGCGAGAAGCGCUCCUAGACUUGCUGCUGGUCAGAGGCCAUAAGGACAUUGGACCGGAAGUCCGGCGCGAGUUGCUGGCUGGUAGGAACCGGGCUGGUGCAAAUGGACAGGGUGAUGGCGAGAUGCAGGUUGAUGCCCUCGAGAAGCGAGAUGAUGGGGACGACACUAUGGACAUGACAGCCUGA